Molecule: messenger RNA, 699 nt
Organism: Knipowitschia caucasica
Lineage: Eukaryota; Metazoa; Chordata; Actinopteri; Gobiiformes; Gobiidae
Source: the annotation of a GenBank genome assembly
AUGCUGGCCGUUUUGGGGGUAGCGAGGUCGUCUCCUGUGAUUGGACCAGAGCCCAUCCGCUGUGCCGCUUGUACCACGGAGAAGCUGAGCCAGUGCCCGGUGGUGCCCGCGGGGUGUGGGCAGGUGCUGAGGGAGCCCGGCUGCGGCUGCUGCAUGGCCUGCGCCCUGGAGAGAGGGGCCUCCUGCGGGGUCCACACUGCCCACUGCGGAGACGGCCUGCGCUGCACCCCCAAACCAGGGGAGGCUAGACCCCUCCACGCCCUGACCCGAGGACAGGGGGUCUGCACGGAGCAGCUGGAGCAAGUUGAAACAGCGGUGGACCAUGACUCCCUGCAGUACCGCCUGGGUCUGAACCUGCCCCUGGACCAGCCCGACACCGCAGAGGGACAGGAGAGCAUCAAGGCCAAAGUCAACGCCAUCCGCAACAAACUGGUGCAGCAGGGCCCGUGCCACACAGAGCUACACACCGCACUGGACACUAUCGCAAACUCUCAACAAACACUGGGGGAGAAGUUCACCACCUUCUACCUGCCCAACUGUGACAAGCACGGAUUCUACAAGGGCAAGCAGUGCGAGUCGUCCCUUGUCGGCCCCCCGGCUCGCUGCUGGUGCGUGUCCUCCUGGAACGGGAAGAAGAUCCCGGGUUCCGCCGACCUCCUCGGAGACUCUGAAUGCCAGCAGGAGAUCACCGUCCUCUAG